UCUGCUUUCCGUUCUGCCGGGCUGCAGUUCUCUGGGCAGCACAGACUCGCCUCGCAGAGCGCCACCCAGCUUCCCGUCUUUAACUCCUGUCUCCGUUCACCUCUGCAUUCGGACGCGCAUCCUUUAUCCAGCUGCGGCAGCUCGAGCGUCUCAGUGGCAGGAACCGUGGGCUUUAUAGGGCAAUGAUCUCACUGGAGCUUAAAUUUAAUUUAUUUACGAGUGACCUUUCACAUUACCUCAAAAACCAAGUUAAGGUCGGGCUCUUCGGCUCUGGGGUGGGACUCUCAGUGGUGCUCGGAUUCAGCGCCGCUUAUGCCUGCUACUACCUGCUCUCUGUGGCCAAGAAACCCAUACUGAUAGCUGGAGGGAAGAAGUUUCAUCAGUUCCUGAGGGACAAAUGCCCCGUGGUCUCAGAGACGUACUACCCCACGUUCUGGUGCUGGGAGAGCCGGGUGCAAACGCUGCUCAGACCCUUCGUGACCGCCAAGCCCUGGGUCAACUAUAGAAAUGAGCUCAUUAGAGCACCAGAUGGAGGCCAGAUCUCUCUGGAUUGGUUUGACAAUGAUGGCAGUGUGUCCCACCCGGACCAGUCCACGCGCCCCACUGUGCUGCUGCUCCCGGGACUGACGGGCACAAGCCGCGAAUCCUACAUUCUGCAUAUGGUACAGCAAAGCCGGGAUCUGGGCUACAGAUGUGUGGUGUUCAAUAACAGAGGAGUAUCGGGUGAAAAGUUACUGACGCCUAGGACGUACUGUGCAGCAAACACAGAGGAUCUGGAGGAGGUCAUUGAACAUGUCCAGCGGACCAUCGACAAAGCUCCGCUCAUGGCGGCUGGAGUUUCAAUGGGCGGGAUGAUGCUGACGAACUACCUGGGUCGGAAGGGCACGGAGGUGCGUCUGAAGGGAGUGGUGGUUUUCUCUGCAGGCUGGGAUGUGUUUGAGUGCACGGCUUCACUGGAAAAGCCCCUGGACCGCUUCCUCUUCAACUCCUACCUCACCAGCUGCCUGCAGGCAUCCGUGGACCGUCACAGAACCGUUCUUGAAAAGAAAUACGACAUAGACCAUGUGAUGAAGGCUAAAACAAUCCGAGAGUUUGAUGAACGUUUCACAUCCAUCAUGUUCGGUUACCCAUCCAAUGACGACUACUAUCGAGACGCGAGCCCCAUUCACAAGAUCAAGUCUGUGCAGGUGCCAAUGCUGUGCCUCAACGCAGCGGACGAUGUCUUUUCCCCCAAUCACGCCAUUCCGGUGGAGGCGGUGAAGCAGAACCCCAAUGUGGCUCUGCUCAUCACCUAUCACGGCGGCCACAUUGGCUUCCUGGAGGGUCUGUGGCCACGGCAGAGCACCUACAUGGACCGAGUCUUUCGCCAGUUCACCAAUGCCGUGUUUGAGAACGACAGCAGUCUGGGUGAUCUCCAGUGACCUUCUCUUUCCAUUCCCUCUACAGCCAUGAGCAAAAAAAUUCAUAUAUAUUUCCAAAAUGAAGUGCACAGGUUCACUUGAGGGCCAGGAUUGUUUUUUUUUUUUUAGUCUGUUCAUUUAUUUAUUUCUUUAUUUUAGUUGUUUUAAGCACAUCUCUUUUAUUUGCAUUCAUUCUCACACGUUCCAUCCGCUCAUCCGUCCAUCCUUUGAUACACUUAUUUGUUUCUUAAUUGCAUGUCUGCGUAUGACUCGCUUAAUUAAGUAUUUCUAAAUGUGAUUUAAGUAAACAUCCACCUGGACCACUGAAUCAUGUUACUCAACAUGAAUCCACAUGAAGAUGAGAUUGUCCAGAAACACAACAAGCCUUGAAACCUAUUGGGACAAUGUCACAAACAAAUGUCCAGGUUCACUAAAGCAAAAAAAAAAAAACAUCUUUGCAUAAAGAAAAUAAUUUAGAAACACCAAUUCAUUUUUAAUUGUAACAUUAUUCUCAUGACAAUUAAGUACAUUUCCCCUCAUCCUUUUUUCAUGUAAUGUAUUAUUAAAUCACCAUUAAUUAAUUUCAAAUAGUACAAUUAUUUAUACUUAUAAUAGUACUUUGCAAAUGCAAUUACAAAUUAAAUGAAAUAAUCUUUGCUUUAACCACCCAGAAAAAAAAGUGAAAAAUCAGCAUUACUUUCAUGUGUUUCAGUGGGUAGAUAAAUAUUUUAGGCCAUUUUGGUUUUAAGACUGUGAACCUCGUCACAAGGCUACUGAAAAUAGAUGAGUAUCAGUACAGUUUUUGCAUUUACGUUUGGAACCGAUUGAUUAUAGGCAUCAUUGAUCUGAGCUUAUGCACCACUUUUUUUUUCUUUUAAUAAGUUUGAGUGAACGUUUUUCACUCAAAACCUGAGGUGCAUAAGCUCUGAACAAUGAGGCCUACAAUCAGUCAGUUCCAAAAAGAAAUACAAAACAUGUGCUAACUGAAAAAAAAAAAAAAAAAAUCAAGCUGACAAAAAGAUAUAUCCAAUAUUUCAUGAUAAUACUGCAUAAUGACAGAUUUCCAAGCAAUUUAAAAGGCUGGAAACACUAAAAUAGGUAAAGCAUUUUCAACACAGAACAAGGGUUAAUUGUCAUGGAAAUAAUGCAAAAAAGGUCAGUUUCUUUAUGCAAAAGACCUGGAGAUGUUUGAUGAGAUUUUGUCAAACUGCACUACUGUAGAAAUGGUUGUAGCCAAGAAUGUUGGAGGGCAUCUGGAAAUUUGUUACAGAGACUUUACCUAAACUUCUAAUAAUGAUGCAAGAUGCCGUAAAACCACGUCCGAGCAAAGAGGUCACAGUCCAGCAACACAUUCUCCUUCUCAUGCAUUGGUUACCGUUUCAACCUAUAACAUGUCCAUAACCAGUUAUCUUCAGCCAAUGAUGUGCUGCAUCCAGACCAGUCCCUUAUAGUGUUGUUAAGAAAGGAAGAUUUCACUAAUAUUGUCUGCAGUAUCAAUUGAAGUAUCACUGAAGUGUGUAAAGCCAAUAGAGACUCGUCAUGUAUUUACAGACAGUAUCUUUCCAAUUCUUCACUAACUUGAUGUUUAAGUAUCUUAAAUGUCUGUAGCUUUGUAGCCCUCAGGGACUAACCCCACUUUCUUUGUGUUUUUAGGGCAAGAAAAGAUUGUAUCAUAUCACAGUUUUUAUUUUUCAUAAGAAUGUACCGCAUGCACUUUUUUCUCAUUCAUUAUUGUUAUAUUGACAUUGACUAGUUCAACCUUGUAAAUGAAUCAUAUUUUUUGACUAGGAAUGUGACAAUUGCACUAACUUUAGUUGAAGGCACUUAACCUGUGUAGCCCUGUAAAGUGCGUUUUCUUGAACCGGACAGACGUGGCUUCAAGGAUUCUGUGAAUGUGAAAAUGACUUGAGCUACUGUUUGUCUGAACUAAAAUAUGCUUGCUUUGAAUUUUUUUCAGGCUCAAAUUGCUUUUUAUAUAAUGGCGGCAUUGAAAUCCUACCAACAGCUCCUUAAAUAAUAAAAGAAAAAGAGAAAAAACAACAACAGGAGCAGUCAGUAGUUAUGUGAGAAUGACAGGAAUAGUUCAACCCAAAAUGAAGGAUGUAUGUAUGCCAUUGCGAUGGCAGUGGUUUUACGAGGAAGCUCUAAAUGAUGUAACUAUCUAGUCCCAAAUAUAAUUGUACGUAGGGAUUUUCAUGGAGGAAUGACAUGAUGUCCAGAGCUAGAUGAUAGUUAUUGAAACCUAUGAAACCGCCCAGCCAUGUGUUGUAUAUUGACCUUUGUCUGUUCUUAUGACGGUGCUGCUUCAUAUUGCAUCUGCUCCUGUGGACUUAUCUAACCCUAACCCUUUCCUCUCUGCUUCCCGUCCAUCCUGUUUCUGAGUAGCAUGUGUCACUGUUCUGAGUGUUUUGAGUAACUGUACUGACAUGCAUCACAAAACCUGUAGCACAACAGACAUAUUUUUCCAUGAAGACGUCUCUCCUUUUAUAGAUUUAUAAAAGGAUUGUGUAUUUAACAUGUGCAGCAAUACGAUUUUAAUACAAGAUCUAUGUCUAUGUAGAAUAAAUAUAUGCACAUGUACUUGUAUGGAUUAUAAGUGCAUUUGUGGUCUUAAAUAAAUUAUGGAAUUCAA
Molecule: messenger RNA, 4032 nt
Organism: Onychostoma macrolepis
Lineage: Eukaryota; Metazoa; Chordata; Actinopteri; Cypriniformes; Cyprinidae
Gene: abhd3
Product: abhydrolase domain containing 3, phospholipase
Exons: 9
Coding region: 183-1421 (412 amino acids)
Biological process (GO): phosphatidylcholine metabolic process; medium-chain fatty acid biosynthetic process; medium-chain fatty acid catabolic process
Molecular function (GO): monoacylglycerol lipase activity; glycerophospholipid phospholipase A1 activity; acetylesterase activity
Source: RefSeq, a predicted model, not a curated record